AUGGUAGCAACAGCUGUGGCGUUGACGACACUGCUAACGCCCAGUGCUGCUAGCCCAAAAUGGUCGGCUUUUUCAGUACAUGUUUCGUGCUCUUGUCGCCACGGCAACACGGACAAAGGGUCUCGGGAGCCAGUCUCUCAGGUCAGUCUCGACCCAUCUGAAUCGGUCGGCUCGCCCGUGCUCACUGGCGGCGUGAGCACAGCGAAUAAGACAAACUCAAGCCAAACGGUGAAUCUGCUGAUGAGCUGGGCGUUGACUCGAGGUCGAGCAGACCAGACCAGACCAGACCAGCAGGACCUCGUUUAG
Molecule: messenger RNA, 306 nt
Organism: Protopolystoma xenopodis
Lineage: Eukaryota; Metazoa; Platyhelminthes; Monogenea; Polystomatidea; Polystomatidae
Source: the annotation of a GenBank genome assembly